Messenger RNA from Etheostoma spectabile (orangethroat darter), 498 nucleotides. Its product is annotated as V-set and immunoglobulin domain-containing protein 10-like 2. Bases 1 to 498 code for a protein of 165 amino acids. Lineage: Eukaryota; Metazoa; Chordata; Actinopteri; Perciformes; Percidae. The record is from RefSeq and is a predicted model, not a curated record. The transcript has 5 exons.
AUGGCCAGGCCAGGUCCAACCAUGGUUUUACCCCGGGCAGCGUCACCCCUCACCACAUCACCUACGAGUGCCACCCCCGCCACCAGCCAAGCCCCUCCCCCCGGAGACGACAAUGAACCUGCUUUCUAUGACAUAGAACAGGAGCCCAAAGUCUUCUACUACUAUGUGCACCUCACUGUCCGAGUUCCCGUCAGUAAGCCUUACCUCCUGAUGAGUGAUGUAUCUCCGGUGGAGGGAUCUACGAUGUGGAUGAGCUGCAAUCUGGAAAAUGGCACUGGACCCAUCCAGUAUGUGUGGCAGUAUGAGACCCGCAGCAGCAACAUCUCAGCCUUUGCACAGGGAAACACCAACAUUAUCAACGUGACCAACAUCAAUCGCAACCACACCGGCUGGUACCGCUGUGUUGCCAGCAACGCCGUCAACAGUGAGAGCUCUAACCGGUUAUGGCUGGACACCAUCUUUGGCCCGGACAUCCCUCAGAUAGACUGGUCAAAGUGA